Messenger RNA from Cucumis sativus (cucumber), 2442 nucleotides. RefSeq names its product DEAD-box ATP-dependent RNA helicase 18. Gene Ontology annotation, cellular component: nucleolus. Gene Ontology annotation, molecular function: nucleic acid binding; ATP binding; RNA helicase activity. NCBI's taxonomy places the organism in Eukaryota, Viridiplantae, Streptophyta, Magnoliopsida, Cucurbitales, Cucurbitaceae. The record is from RefSeq and is a predicted model, not a curated record. The transcript is spliced from 11 exons. The coding region runs from base 246 to 2009 and encodes 587 amino acids.
ACUUGGUUUGUGCUCGUUUUGGGCCGACUCUUUCUCUUUUCCUCGACAGCGAACCCUCGUGGGAUUCCCUCAACAGCCUUCAGCGCCAAAUCCUCACGUCAGCCGCUUCAGCUGUUUCAGCCACCGUCGCCUCCCUUGCCGCUUCCAUCGCCGCGUUGCCCUUUACACUCCUCAACUUACUAUAUUCCUUUUUCUCCCAAAAGGUUUUUGAGAGAAGCUCAUUGAUUCACAGCUUCAGAAAAACAAUGGACGGCGACGAUGUAAACCGAGCCUUAACCACCACACGCUUCUCCGAUCUCCAACCUCCCCUCUCUCCACCUGUUAUUGAUGCUUUGACUCAAUCUGGUUUUCAAUUCUGUACUCCAGUUCAAGCCGCCACAAUUCCAUUGCUAUGCAGCCACAAGGACGUCGCCGUUGAUGCCGCCACUGGUUCCGGCAAAACCCUUGCGUUUGUAGUACCGGUCGUCGAAAUCCUCCGUCGAUGUUCUAGUCGCCCCAAACCUCACCAUGUAAUGGGUAUUAUAAUUUCGCCGACGAGGGAGCUUUCAUCACAAAUUUACGAGGUUGCUCGUCCUUUCGUUUCUACAUUGUCGAAUUUCAAAGCGGUGCUACUCGUUGGAGGCGCUGAUGUGAAAGUAGACAUGAAGGUUAUAGAAGAAGAAGGUGCCAACUUGUUGAUUGGAACUCCAGGAAGGUUAUUUGAUAUAAUGGAUCGUAUCGAGAACUUGGAUUUCCGGAACUUUGAGGUUCUGAUAUUGGAUGAGGCAGAUAGGCUCCUGGACAUGGGAUUCCAGAAGCAGAUAACUUCAAUUAUAUCUCGUUUGCCUAAGCUUCGUAGGACUGGUCUCUUUUCGGCUACACAAACUGAGGCAGUUGAAGAGCUUUCAAAAGCAGGGCUAAGAAAUCCUAUCAGGGUCGAAGUAAAGGCAGAAUCAAAGCCCGGUCCAUUGUCAUCAACACAACUUGCCUCUUCAAAGACUCCAUCCAGUCUUCAUAUUGAGUAUUUGGAAUGCGAAGCAGACAAGAAGUCCACCCAACUUGUUGAUAUUCUUAUUAAGAACAAAUCCAAAAAAAUCAUAGUUUACUUCAUGACUUGUGCAUGUGUUGACUAUUGGGGAGUUGUUCUACCUCAGCUUACUGGUUUGAAAGGUUUAUUCUUGAUCCCUCUGCAUGGGAAAAUGAAACAGACUGCCAGGGAGAAAGCACUAGCCUCAUUUGUAUCCCUUUCAAGUGGUGUUCUUCUAUGCACAGAUGUUGCAGCCCGUGGACUUGACAUUCCUGGCGUUGAUUGUAUUGUUCAGUAUGAUCCUCCCCAAGAUCCUAAUGUCUUUGUACAUAGAGUUGGUCGGACUGCUCGAUUGGGUAGAGAAGGAAGUGCCAUUGUUUUUCUUUUGCCGAAGGAAGAAGCUUAUAUAGAAUUUCUUUCCAUAAGAAGGGUUCCUAUACAAGAGAAAAUUUAUUGUAGUGAUGCAUCGGAUAUAAUUCCACAGAUACGAACAGCGGCAAAAAGGGAUCGUGAUGUCAUGGAGAAGGGCGUUAAGGCAUUUGUUUCUUUUAUACGUGCUUAUAAAGAACACCACUGCUCCUUCAUUUUCAGGUGGAAAGAACUUGAAGUAGGGAAGUUGGCCAUGGGUUAUGGUCUGUUGCAGCUGCCUUUGAUGCCUGAGGUGAAGCACCACUCGCUUUCGACUGACGGUUUUGUUCCAGUUGAAGAUAUUAACUUUGAGGAGGUUAAAUACAAAGACAAAUCUCGGGAAAAACAACGGAAGAAAAACCUUCAAGCUAAGAAGGAAGCGCAAAAGAAACUGCCAAAACCUGAACCCAAAAAGACCCCCAAUGUUGCAGCUCCCAUCUUGAGAAAGAAAACAGCCCGACAGAGACGUGCUACACAGACAGCUGAAGACGAGGAUGAGUUGGCACACGAAUAUCGAUUGUUGAAAAAGCUCAAAAAGGGAACCAUUGAUGAAACCGAAUAUGCAAAACUAACUGGGACAGAGGAGCUACUAUGAAAUGCAUGUGCAAAUGCUAAGAUGUUGCAAACUCUCCAAGACAUUUACGAUGUGACAAGAGUCCUUUGAGCAUUGGAGGUCCAUCAAUGGGAAUCUUCGGAGGGAGCUAGCUUGUGUUUUGAAGAAGCAAGCUUUGGUUUCAUAUGGAACAGGUAUUUUGCUGGACCGAUAGAUCAGAUCUACUGUCAUUCUUAACAUAUUUUCUCUUUUGUAAUUUGUAUAUUAUAUAGCAAGUAUACAUUAGCAGUGUUUUUACUUUUGUAAAUUAUGCCCUUUCUCAGGAUUUAGCUUUUAAUUGUUUGAUUAUGUUAUACCAAUGGAAAAUUUUUGUCUUCUUUAACAGUUGGAAUUAGUGAUCAGAUAUCACAGUUUUGUUUCUUUUUAUCUGAACAAUCAAUUGAUUGAAUGAAGUAAAUUAUUUGUUGGAUGAGUU